Messenger RNA from Gryllus bimaculatus (two-spotted cricket), 424 nucleotides. The record is from the annotation of a GenBank genome assembly. Lineage: Eukaryota; Metazoa; Arthropoda; Insecta; Orthoptera; Gryllidae.
CGUCCGCCCUUAGUGCCAGCACAUUCCUUCACAUCAAAAUCACAUAGAUUCGUGUCUUUGCAUCGCCUUUUCAAUCAAGUCGCAACCCUGCAAGCUUCGCAUUGCAUUGCGUUCCAGCAGCAACAUUGAAUCGCAUCGCAUUGUGCUGCAUCACCGCAGAAGUUCCUGAAGGAUCAUGAGCGACAACGAAGGGGGGGACUUGCAGCUGCUAGUCGAAAGCGUGGCGUGCGUGCGCACGGCUUUGAAUGAAAUACUCCUCUGCCACGAACAGGCGCUGAACGCUCUCGAGAACCUCGAGGGCAACGUCAGAGCUGUGGAGCUGCUGCUGGAAUACGGCGCGGACACCUCCAUCAAGAACGUCAAGGGGACCACGGCCCUCGACGUGGCCUCGACGCCGCAAAUACAACGACUCCUCAGAAACGCG